UUCCCAGGGUUGUGAAGGCCAGGACACCGUCGCGGGAGGGACUGCCCGGCCCUGGGGUAUAAAAAAAGACCUGCUGAGACCCUCAGGAGGAGGUACUUGCAUGAGAGACGGUGUCUGUGUCUUCCUCACUCCUACCUGGCUCCACUUCCCCUCAGCCCUCCGAAAAAUUUCAUCAAGGCGGUCCUCUCCUGCUGCAAUCCCUGACACGACAUCUAGUUGGAAUUGGUCUCCAACCUGUGAAGAUUCCCCACCUUGAACAUUCCCUGUUCACUGAACUCAGCCCUUUAUCCUUCAAUUAGACGGGAGUAUGGAAUCAGGGAAGAGCUUCUCUCUGUCUUGGCCAGAAGAUGGCGCGGGGGCUCCAAGUGCUGCUCCCAGUGGCGUUAGAAGAAAAUCUUGUGGGAGAGAAAUUGCUGGGUGGAGGGGUGCACGGAGGUGCCACCUGCUGGGGUCUCCCCUUCCGCUUUCCCGUGGACAUCCCUGGCCAGCUGGAGACUCCCGUGCAGAAGCCACCCUCUUGGGCAGAGGGGAGGCCGUUGGCCCCUCACCUUCCUGUGCUGGGCCUGUCUGCUCCAGUCCUGCUGUGUGGCUCAGCCUGCUGCCCAGAGAUGGUGUCAUUGAAGGACGUGGCUGUGAACUUCCCCUGGCAGGAAUGGGAAGACCUGAAUGAUGCUCAGAGGACCCUGUACCGGACAUUUGUUACCAAUCCUGAGGAGAGCAUCAGGUUGGAGAAGGGAGUAAAGCCAUGGACUGUGGAGGAAGCCCCAAGCCAGAACCUCUCAGUCAUCUCUUCUCAUGACAUCCAAGUCCUCAUGCCAUAGUCAGGCACAGAAGAUUUGCUUCCAGAUAUGGAACUGGGAGGAGAUGGAAUCUGUGCCUUUGAGAAUUUGCAAUUAGUGGAAGACCAGACACGCCAAAGAUCAAUUGAAGGGCAGAACAUUUGUUGCAAUGAAGAUAGCCAAGCUGGAACAAUGACCCAGAAUACAACUCUUCCCACAAGAAGAGAUCAUGUGUGUGAAAUGUCUUGGGUUAAGCCGCAUUUUAUGUCUGUCCUUUGCAUAGAUAAGGGUGUUUCUGUAAGCAGAUAUCUCUAUCAGAUUUUUAAUAAUACAUAUUCUCUGAGAAGACAGUUAGAACAUGUAGGCUGCCCCAUAGUCCAUCAUGCAAUAAUCAUUCAGUACAUUGUGAAUAUGGGACAGGUGUAUACUUUGAGUCAAAUAGUACUCAACAUCAGAAAUGCGAAUGGGAAGAUAAAAAAAAUCUACUUGGGAUCAUAUUGAGGAGUCCUCAAAACUACUCCAACAUCACACAUUUCAGGAGAAUCCCUGCAACUGUAAAGGACAUGGCAAUGCUAACAAAUGGUGCUCAAGACUCACUCAACAUCAGAGAGAGAAAUGGCACAAAUGUGAAGAGUGUGGUAAAGCCUUUUGUUGGCAUCCACAGCUCACUAAAACAUGUAAGGAUUCAUACUGGAGAAGAGGCUUACACAUGUCCAUGCUGUGGUCAAGCCUUUCUCUACCUGUGUCACCUUUCUGAACACCACAGGGUUCAUAAUGCUGAGAAAACAUACAGAUGUGAAGAAUUUGGGAAAGCCUUUAACCAGCAGUCAAGUCUUACUCAUCGUCACUGAAUUCAUACAAAUGUGAAAGAAAAAGCUUAUAAAUGUGAAGAAUUCAGCAAAGCCUUUAAGCAGAAUGCAAAACUUGCUCAACAUCGGCAAAUUCAUGUAAGAGUGAAAUGUUCAAAAUGUGAAGAAUGUGGCCAACUGUUUAACCGGAAGUCAAAUCACUCUGCACAUCCGAGAAUGCACACUGGGGAGAAACCUGCAAAUGUAAAGUGAUGAGUGGUUUGUACGAAUAGAUAUUUUGCAACCACCAUUUUCAUGCUAGCAUGAUACUUUGAAGAAAUAAAUAUAUGGAAAAUUAAGUUGUCAUAGAAUAAUCAACUCUAAGUAUACAUUUAAAAAUUGCAGUACAAUAAUAAUUCAAAAACUUCACUGAUAUUUAAGUCAGAUAUUUUUAUGGAGCAUAAACCACCAUGAAAGCACUAAGUAUGUAUUAGUAUCAUUUAAAUGUCCAAGAUGAUGUGUUGGGGACCAGUAUAAUUACAUUCCACGUACUUUUUUUCAGUCAUGCUUGAGAUAUUAUGAAGAGGUGAUGAAUAUAAUUCUGCUCUAAAUCAGUUCAUUCUCUGGCUUUGUCCCCUUGUGUAUGUGAAGUCAGGUGUUUGAUUUUUUUUUUUUUUUUUUUGCUGCCUCAAACAUUUGAGAGACUGUCCUAGUUGAUGGAUUUGUUUAUAUCUAUCUUGCAGGGUAAAUUUAGGACAGUAAUGUGCCAUGUAUCAGGAACAUAUGAAUGGACAUGCUGCUUCUGGUUGACUCAAAACAUUGAUCUAAAUCACCAAGAAGGGUUCUGGGCCUUAAUGUUGCCAUUGAAGUCAGACAGAGGAAAAUGUCAAAUCAUAUCACGAUGGACUCCUUGAGGAAAUGCACAGUUUAUUAAAAUUGUGAUGUUUCUUUAUGGAAGUAAUAGAGAGAUGAAUAUUAUUUGAUAUCAUUGCCAAAAGAAAUCUUCACAGACACAUGAUGACAGAACAGGUGACUGUCCCGUACUGGGCAUAGAAUUUGUAUAUGCACAGUAGCUAAGUAAUGACUCUGUUGACCACCAACUUAGGGAUCCUGGCUUCAAAAGAACAAGAAUGCUUCUUAAAUGCCUGCAUUUUUAUUUUCAAUAUGGAGCAUACAGUGAUAUGUAAAUAUUUAGACUAUAUGUGAACCUAAUGCAGGUUUUAAUAAAGUCGAUUGAUUUUUUCCAAAAGAUUUAAUUCAUUCUUUUUCAAAUUUUUAUUUAUUUAUUUUUUAAAAUUUAUUUAUUUAUUCAAGAACUGGGGUACAGUCCAGAUGCACAGGAGGGCGAGAGGAUUCACCAAAGACGGAGUGAGGAACAGAACAGACAUACAGACCGAAGUACACUGUUGAGGGGAGCAGUAGGCAAGACAGGAGAGGUCUGUCCCGCCAUGUGGGUUGCUCCCUGGCCAGCCAGGAAUCAAACUCGUGCUGCAGUGGCUGCGGAUUGCAUCAUAGGUUGCAUGUUAACCCCUGCGCCACCAGGGAGGCCCUGGAUAAAUAACUUGUAGAAGUAUUGCUGACAUAUGAAAUUUCCAUUUUUAUUUCUUUAAGAAAUCUCUGCCCCAUUAUCUGUAGGGACUGUCCAACUCUCAUGGCCACCAGCCAUGGGUGAGAGCUCCCUUUUCCCUGCACCCUCUCCAGCGUUGUUCAUUUCACUCUUUUUUAUUUGGACCAUUCUCAAGUGUUGAGGUGGCAUCUCAGUGUGGUUUUGACAUUUCUCUUACAAUAAAUUAAGGUGAACAUUCCUAUGUCUGUUGGACCUCAGAAUUUCCUCUUUAGCAAAGUGUUUAUUUCCUUUGCCCUUUUCAAUUGACUCAUUGGUUGGUUUUUCGCACUGGGUGGGAACAUUACAAAUUUUGGAAUGAACCCAUUGCCAGAUGUGUUGCAUGUGUUCUAUUCUAUAGGAUGCAUUUCUGUUUCUGUGCUGGUUUCUUUUGAGUUCUAAAAGCUUUUAGAUUUGGUGUUGUCCCACUUGUGAAACUUGGUUUUGUUUCCCUUGGUGUUGGGGUUGUGUUCCCUCGUACAUUUUGCAGCAGCUGUCCCGUAGUGUACCCUUUUAUUUUCUUUCAGUGCUUCAUGCUUUGGGCUCUUAUGUCCAAACUUUUAAUCCAUUUGGAAUUAGUUUUCUGUAUGGAGUUUUUCUUUUAAAGAUUUAUUUAUUUAUGCAUACAAGAUCUGGGGUACAGGCCGGAUGUGUGGGGGGUGAGAGGAUUCAAUAUGUAUCACAACCAGGGACAGAGUGAGGAACAGAACAGGCAUACUGACUGAAAUACACUGGUGAGGGGAACAGCGGGUGAGUCAGGAGAGGUCUGCUUCACCAUAUGGGUAGCUCACUACGUGGGGAUUGAACUCAUGCAGCAGUGGCUAUGGAUACCUUCAUAUGUUGUGCUACCAGGGAGGCCCUGUAUGGAGUUUUGAAUGGGUCUUGGUUCUUAUUUUUUGUAAGUCAUUAUUCAUGUUUCCCUGCACCAUUUUUUUUAAAAUAUGUAUUUAUUUAUUUAUGCAUAGAAGAACUGGGGUGUAGACCAGAUGUUCAGGGUUUGAGAAGAUUUGCCAGAAACACGGAGCAGAACAGGUAGAUCCACUGAAAUACACUGCUCAGGGAAUCAGUGAGAGGGACAGGUGAGGUCGGCUGUGCCACAUGUGGGUCAGCUCUCUGGCCUGGAAUAGCUGUGAUAGCACUGACUCUUAACCCCUAUGGCACCAGGGGGCCCAUCCCAGUAUUAUUUAUUAAAGAGGCUGUCUUGUCUGAAUGGUAUGAUUUUAGCUCCUUUGUCCAAGAUUGAACUCUUCAUAUUUAUAUCAUUUGCUCUCUGGAUUUUUAGUUGCCUUCCAUUGCUCUGAGUUCUGGUUUUGUUCCAGUAAAAUAAUGUCAGGAAAUAUGGUACUUACAUUUUCUUCUUUUCUCCCAAGAUUUUUUUGCUAUUUGGGACCUUCUGUGGGUUCAUUUAAAUGUGGGUAUUGUUCUAUUUCCUUAUAAAAAACGUCCUUGGUAUUUGGUAGGUAUUGCAUAAGUUUGUAAAUUGCUCUAGACAAUAAAGCCAUUUAUGAUGUUAAUUCUCCCCACCUAGGAGGAUGGGACAUCUUUGUAUUUCUCUGUGUCUUUUAUUUCCUUUAAUAGAUUUUUUUUUUA
This is a messenger RNA of Talpa occidentalis (Iberian mole), 4760 nucleotides long. Its product is annotated as zinc finger protein 682-like. The coding region runs from base 348 to 821 and encodes 157 amino acids. NCBI's taxonomy places the organism in Eukaryota, Metazoa, Chordata, Mammalia, Eulipotyphla, Talpidae. The transcript is spliced from 8 exons. The record is from RefSeq and is a predicted model, not a curated record. Gene Ontology annotation, biological process: regulation of DNA-templated transcription.